AUGGAUUCAAGUGAGAAUCUAAAACGUCAGGCGAACAAAGCCCUUGUAACAGCGAUCGCUUCUUCUUCUUCUGGUCAAGUUUUUAACCGCCGGCGGAUGCACUUCCAGUCCCGUGUAUCCACAACUACCGUCCAUGAACUUCUCUUCGUUGACGACUGCGCACUCAUCACCACCUCAAAAGGGGACAUGCAAAGGAGCAUGGAUCUCUUCGUCGCCGCCUUCGUCGAUUUUGGCCUAAUCAUAAACACGGAGAAGACGGUGGUUAUGCAUCAACCGCCACCCGAAGCUGCCUACAACUCAUCCCAAAUCGACGUGAACGGCACUCAACUGCAAGUCAUGGACAACUUCACAUACCCGGGCAGCACCCCCUCCAGCAACACCAAGAUCAACAUUGAAGCGGCCCGCAGGAUUUAUAAAGCUAGCCAAGCCUUCGGCCGUCUGCAAAGCACAGUUUGGAAUCGACGCGGUCUCCACAUCAGCGACAAAUUGAAGAUGUACAAAGCGGUCAUCCUGCCGACACUGCUGUACGGAUCUGAGACCUGGACGUUGAACAAGAAACAGGCGCGAAGACUCCAUCACUUCCACUUUAGAUUUCUACGACGGAUACUGGGACUGAGGUGGCAAGACCGGAUCCCGGACACGGAUGUACUGGCGUGGACAAGAAACCGCAGCAUCUAUGCUAUGCUGAGACAGCUGUAA
This is a messenger RNA of Spirometra erinaceieuropaei, 699 nucleotides long. NCBI's taxonomy places the organism in Eukaryota, Metazoa, Platyhelminthes, Cestoda, Diphyllobothriidea, Diphyllobothriidae. The record is from the annotation of a GenBank genome assembly.